Molecule: messenger RNA, 2322 nt
Organism: Arctia plantaginis
Lineage: Eukaryota; Metazoa; Arthropoda; Insecta; Lepidoptera; Erebidae
Source: the annotation of a GenBank genome assembly
AUGGAUGACGGUUCAGUAAAGAUUCAAUCUGGAAUCAACAUCAACAUAAAAAGAACAGAUGGACGAAUCCAUUCGGCGAUCGUCUCCGGGGUCAACUUGGAUACGAGGUCGGUGACAGUAGAAUGGUACGAGCGCGGCGAGACGAAGGGCAAGGAGGUGGAAAUCGACGCCAUUCUUGCCCUCAACCCGGAGCUCGCUGGAACGAGGCACCACACGCCUCAUCUGCAGCCGAUGCCUAACAAAUUAGCUAGAGAUAUGACGCGGCAAUCGAUACCGGUGGCGACGAAAGCGCCAUCUCGCGUUACGCGCAACAACCAGAUGCGACUGUCGAAUGCGGGCGGUGGCGGCGCGGCGUACACCAACGGGCACAGUGGCGACACAACGGGGCGGCGCGGAGCAGAAAACGUGCCGCCCGCGCAGCUGCCACAGCCAGCGCCCACCAACACUAGGAUUACUCAACAGACGCCAGCUUCAGGCGGUCGUACCCGCUCCGGCAGUUCACCAAGCACCGCUUCCGUUCCUAAAGGUCCUCAACAGCAACAGUCUCCGUACACCGCGCACAUGCAACGCAGAAUGAUGCAUAUCAACAAGGAGUUCACGGGCGUCGGAGGCGUGAGUGGGUCGGCGGUGCGGCCGGGCGGCGUGUCGUCCACGGUGUCGGUGCCGCAGGCCGUAGCCUCGGGCGCCGUGCGACGGUCCAACGUCGUCAAGGAGGUGGAGAGGCUUAAGGAAAACAGAGAGAAGAGACGCCAGAGGCAGGCGGAACUUAAAGAGGAAAAGGAAGCACUAAUGAACAUGGACCCAGGGAACCCUAACUGGGAGUUUUUAGCCAUGAUCAGAGAGUAUCAGAACAGCAUUGAAUUCAGGCCAAUGACCGGCAACGAAGCAGUUGAGGAUCACCAAAUCACAGUCUGCGUGAGGAAAAGGCCACUUAACAAAAAGGAGAUCAAUAAAAAAGAGGUCGACGUCAUUAGUGUACCAACAAAAGACCAAAUGAUAGUCCACGAGCCGAAGAACAAGGUCGACCUAACCAAAUACCUUGAGAAUCAGAAGUUCCGUUUCGACUACGCCUUUGACGAUACUUGCACCAACGAAGUGGUUUAUAAAUACACAGCGAAGCCUCUGGUGCAGACGAUCUUCGAAGGUGGCAUGGCCACCUGCUUCGCCUAUGGACAGACUGGCUCCGGCAAGACUCACACCAUGGGGGGUGACUUCCAGGGCAAAACUCAAGACUGCAAGAAGGGCAUCUACGCGAUGGCAGCGCGUGACGUGUUCGCGUACCUCAAGUCGCCCAAGUACAAGCCUCUCAACCUCAUCGUGUCGGCUUCCUUCUUCGAGAUCUACUCCGGGAAGGUGUUCGAUCUACUGGCGGACAAGGCCAAGCUGCGAGUGCUGGAGGACGGCAAGCAGCAGGUGCAAAUCGUGGGCCUCACUGAGAAGGUGGUCGACAAUGUGGACGAGGUGCUCAAGCUUAUUCAACACGGUAACGCCGCAAGGACCUCUGGACAGACGUCGGCCAACUCGAACAGUUCGCGGUCACACGCGGUGUUCCAGAUCAUAGUGCGGUCCCCCGGCAUGCACCGCGUGCACGGCAAGUUCUCGCUCAUCGACCUCGCGGGCAACGAGCGCGGGGCCGACACCUCCUCCGCCAACCGACAGACGCGCAUGGAGAGCGCAGAAAUCAACAAAUCGUUACUCGCCCUGAAAGAGUGCAUCCGCGCGCUGGGCAUGAAGGGCAACAACCACCUGCCGUUCCGGGUGUCGAAGCUGACGCAGGUGCUGCGCGACAGCUUCAUCGGCGACAAGUCUCGCACGUGCAUGAUCGCCAUGAUCUCUCCCGCCAUGUCGUCGUGCGAGCACUCGCUCAACACGCUGCGCUACGCCGACCGCGUCAAGGAGCUCGGCACGUCCGACCCCGCGCACCCCGCGCGCCGCCCCGACGACGCGCCCCCGGACGUCGACAUGGAGCCCGCGCACGACCUCGCGCAUCUGCGCUCGCUCAACGAGGGUGACAUGUCGGCAGAGAUGUACACGUUCCACGAGGCGAUCGAUGAGCUCCAGAAAGCCGAGGAAGAAGUGCUCGAUAACCACAAAGCCAUCUCGGACUAUCUGCAACACUCGCUCACCCGCGUUAACCAGCUGCUCGCCAUCACCAGAGACGUGGACUAUGAUCAGGAUGCGUACGCGACUCAAUGGGAGGAGCUCCUGAACGAGCAGCUGGCGGUCCUCGCCCAGUCGCGAGAUUUGGUCGCAGAAUUCCGCAGCAAAAUGCAACAGGAGGAACACAUCUCGCGCCGCAUCCAGCCUCCCCGACAUCACUAG